AUGAAUCGUCAGUUCAUGAAUGAACAUAGACAGUGGUAUCAGUUGAUUGGAAGUAGGUGGGUGGUCGGGGGCGCGCGGCAGUCCGCGGGCGGGCCGGACCGAGCGAUGUCGCGUCGCCCGCACCCCCGGCCGCGCCUACUGUCGCGUCCCUGCCGGCAGGCCGCGCCGGAGCCCGCGCCCGCGCCCGACCCGCCGCCGCAGCAGCCCGACCAGCACUCCGAGGAUGAGCGGGAGCCCGGCGACUGGCGCCCCUCCCGCCCGUCGACACCGCCGCAACGAACCGACGACAUCUCUGAAGGUUCCGAGGCGACCGCUCGACCAACUAGGACUGAACCAGCAAGCCGUUACGCGAAUCUCAACUAUUGGAAGGCCAGACGUGUCACCUUUUACCGAAAUGGAGAUCCUUUCCAUCCCGGAGUCGAGUUCCGGUUCAAACCUGGUCGAGACCUGGCGUCUAUGGACGCCCUCCUGGACAGGCUGUCAGAAAGGUUGGAGCUGCCGCGUGGGGCACGGUUCAUCUUUGGCAUGGAUGGAGACAGGAAGUACAGGCUCGAGGAGCUGGAGGACGGAGCCUCGUAUGUCGUCUCUUCGUACAAAACUUUUAAGGUUAGUUCUUAUUAUUUACAUAUGCUACACAUGUUACACGUGUCAUCAGUUCCUAAAUCAGUUCUGAAAAGUUAUAAGUUUAAAUUUAAACAGUCAGGUCAAGAAAAUAUCGGUGAUGCUCUUUGGGGUAUGGUCCAUGUGAUAUCUUUUCACUUGUUGUCACUUACAAUGACGUCUCAAUGAGGUCUUCUGAUUCUACAUAGGUAUACAUGACAUACUAAUGGUUCAUUGGUUUCAUAGUGCGAAAAUAGUAACAUCUUCAUUUGUACUGCAACUGUAUCUGUAAGUAACUGUAUCUAUCAGAAAGAUUACUUAUCUUACCUUCAUGAAACAAUCGUUAUUUUGCGUUUAACAGAGUUACAGUGCCUAAAAUACUGCCAUCAUUACGUUCAAACUGUAUAGCUUAGCUCAAAGUAAAUCUAGAAUUGGAGUCCGCAAUACACAAUACAUGCCUGCCCCAAUUCCUGCCGCAAAAAUAACAAUUACAAAAAUUUCAUUUAUGAAACAAUUACCGUAAGUUUCGUGAACGCCAAAUGUCGCUCGGCCUUGAAGAUGUGGGUCAUAGGAUAAGGGCCACGCACCAAAACCUCUUAUUUGCAUUUUGAUUAUACACAAAAACUUUGUUUUGUUUCGAUAAGCCUUUAAUUGCAAGUAAAUUGCGUUUGGGCUAAACACUAUUAAUUUAGGGUUAGGAAA
Molecule: messenger RNA, 1302 nt
Organism: Trichoplusia ni (cabbage looper)
Lineage: Eukaryota; Metazoa; Arthropoda; Insecta; Lepidoptera; Noctuidae
Exons: 1
Coding region: 1-789 (262 amino acids)
Biological process (GO): intracellular signal transduction
Source: RefSeq, a predicted model, not a curated record